UUCUAAAGUGAAAAAACUCGCUCCAUUUUUUCGUCCCCCACCCAAAAAGUGAAGCAAAAUUGAGCAUAAGAAGAGUUGAGUCAGUUAGGAAGCUUCGAGAUGGUACGCAUACAUGUGAAGCACGUUGAUAGCGAGUUUCUGUACGACACUGAAACUACUUCAACAAUUGAUGAAAUCGCUAAACACAUUAUCGAAAUCGCCAAUCUCCAAUCUGAAAUUCAGUUCCUCUCCCUCAAAUUCAAGCCUCAUUUCUCCAAGCUUCAAAAUGAUCCUAAAGUGAUGCCUCUGGUUAGAGCCCUCUCCGAAGCUACAUCGUAUGCUUCAAAGGACCAGGUUAUACAUAACAAGCCUCUAUCACUUUAUGUACUAAGAGAUCACACAAGAAGCAUUGAGAAGGAAUUCUUGGUAACAUAUUCAGUAAUGGGAUUACCAAGUUCCGAUUUACAGCAUUUCUUGUCAGACUUGCAGCUCCUUGAAGAAAAUACAGUGCAACUUUUAUGGGCAGGAAAAGAGCUCACCAAAGGGAAAAAGUUGUGUGACUUUAUAGGAAGAAAUGAGAAGACAAAGAUCGUAAUCAGCCUGCAGUCACCUAUUCCAGCCCCUGCAUCACUUUCUGGUGGAGAAAAAUCUUGAAAUAAAAUGAUGCCGUCUGGUCUUUGAAUGACUUUCAAAUCGGCAAACACACUCCUCUUGAAUGGCUUUCUUGUUUAUUGGUGUGCAUCAUUCCUGUCUGAGCGGCAAAGGUUUGUGACUUCAUUCCUGCCUGCUAGUUGACUGCAUAUUACUGUUGAACGGAAACUAUUUAUCUACCCCUUGCAUCUCAACUACAACCACUAUCCUAAGAGAUCUAAAGCUUUUUUUAGGAAAAUGAUAUCCGACCUACUGGAUCUAAGAGUUCUAAAGCUUAAUAUGCUACUAGUCAUACUCGGUGAUCAAGUCACUAAUUCCUAUCUGUAAAUUUAACGUAUAUUACUUUUGGAUUUUUGUCAUCCAAGAAGUUUUAUUUCUGCUAGUUUUAUUACAUCUUUUUUACUUUCGUCA
Lycium barbarum (goji berry) is the source of this 1041-nucleotide messenger RNA. RefSeq lists its product as uncharacterized. The record is from RefSeq and is a predicted model, not a curated record. Gene Ontology annotation, biological process: regulation of cilium movement. Bases 100 to 633 code for a protein of 177 amino acids. NCBI's taxonomy places the organism in Eukaryota, Viridiplantae, Streptophyta, Magnoliopsida, Solanales, Solanaceae. The transcript is spliced from 6 exons.